Molecule: messenger RNA, 2131 nt
Organism: Anguilla rostrata (American eel)
Lineage: Eukaryota; Metazoa; Chordata; Actinopteri; Anguilliformes; Anguillidae
Gene: hwa
Product: huluwa
Exons: 3
Coding region: 625-1617 (330 amino acids)
Source: RefSeq, a predicted model, not a curated record
AACGCAGACGUAUUGUUCCACUGAGUUCCAUGCCAUGCCUCUGGCACGUGAGAAAUAGCCAAUCGUAUAUGUUGUUACCUACUUGUAAUUCUUAUUUCAAGGGCGUAUCAACAAGCCGAGGAUCAAUUUAAAACUGAUUACCAAAUUUCUCAAAGAUGCUACGGUAGCCUAUAUUAUCUACAGCAUUAUAUUCUUUUUUUUCGCAGGUUUUUUCGGGCGACUUUACUCCGAGCGGCUUUCCGCCAUUGCACGUAUCAAGCUUAGGAAACAAUUUACAUAGGCAUAGCUAGCUUUACAAAAUACGGCAUUAUAGCAGUCGUUUAAAUUUUACUAGGCUACAAUUCAUAAAACAUGGCUUUUUUAAGUUCACAUACCUUGUGUUUGUGCAAAAGCCCGUUUGGAAAUCCAGCCAGACGCCCAACUGAGUAUUGCAGCCGUGACAGAAUUGUGCGGUUUGAAGCGACCUGUCUGUCUGACCUUUGGUGGAGACAUUGCGCACCUGUGUUUAACGACAAGAAUCGGAAUUUUUGCAUUUUGUUUUAAUGCCACCGCAAUAUCUGAAUACUUUAAUCAUCUGGUAAAAUACUGGGCCUAACGUUAGACUAACAGUAAAUUUGAAAUGCAAUGUCGCAAACUGGUCCAUCUGUAACGCCCUCCGCUUUGACCGAAGGUUUGCCUAUUUCAAGUUUAACUCUGUUGAUACUCUUACUAAUACCAUGCGUGGUUCUUCUCCUCUUAUUGAACUGCGUGAUACUGGGAUACAAAUUAUUCCUUUUUGCGAAGAGAAAGAGGGGUAGGCGACGUUUGAGCCCCGAAAGCACGCUUUUACAAUCAACGUUAUCAACAGAACAGAGAAUUACAAGAAUCUCGAUGCCUUCAUUCUCGAACAAAAAUGGGAAAAGAAACUUUAUAUCGGUUUCAGAGCCAAUGUUAGCGCACCCCGUGACUUCAUCCCUCACCUCUUCCAAAGAGCGGGCGGCCACGGCUCAGAGAUUCAGGGUCAUGGUGCCAGAUGGAACUAGACGAGGAGGAUCUGAGUAUUUGAAGGCACCAAGCACAAUACUAGCCACGAUGUCUACAACUGGCUCGACCUCGAGAGCCGACCUGCCCCGUAGGACAUGCAUGUACGCAAAGAGCGCGCUGGACUGGCGGAGAAGUGCACCUGUCUUACUGCAGUCCAGCGAUUCAGAGGCAGAUCGUCCUAACAGAGUGCCCCCAAAUUCCCCGGAGCUGAGUGCGCCGACUUUAGGGGACACCUCAGGGACCAUGCGUCGGAGCAGCACUAUGGAGUUGCUGAAUGAAAUUAAAAACACGAGUGUUAACCAUGUUGACUCGAAGCUGGAGUACGAGUAUGCCAGCAGUAUUCCCCCAGAGAGCCUGUGCUUUAUUGCGUCUGCCAACUCCUCCAUCGUGGGUCCUGGCUUAGACAGUGACUUCGGAGCCAGCGCAGGUGUUUCCCUGCGGAUCCUCUCGUCUGACAGUGAUGGCCUUUCCAAUGCAUUCUUAGGGUCAGGCCUUGAGUGGGACUACUAUGAUCCAAGUUAUGUGAGACAGAACCAUGUACCCAAACACCUGCAUCACAUGCCCACCGUCACCACCAAACAAUAUUGGGUUUGAUGUGCAUUUUAAAAAAAAAGAAGCUUUUUAUUACUUUUCCCUACGCACUUCACAUCAGAAUGUCACAAAUGGAAAAAAAUGUUAUGAUUUUGCCCACAAUAUAAUUUCAAAUGUCACGCCACUGUAAUAUACCUGUCACUGGCUGUUAUUAAAUUGAUUAUGAGACUGUCGCCUUAGCCACUUUUCACAGUAAUUCUAAAACAUUAUGUUCAUGUUAUACAUUUUUCCCCAGUUAAGAAAAAGUUGCACCAAAGCCCUUCAACUUUUGUUUGUUAUUAUAAACACCUUUUGUGUGCACAGACCGUUUUUUUUUUUUAGGUAUUUUCGGUUUCACACAUUUUCUAAGAUGACGUCUCUACAUUUGAUUUAUGCUCACGAUUUUGUUUUUUAAAUGAAUGUUCUUAUAACACGUACUUAGUUGUGGUUUUGAUUAUUUUUAAAUAAAAUACUUAAUUGUAAACUGUAUCCUACAACAUGUCUGUGUAUAAUAAAAAAUUUUAGCCAAAAAAAAAAA